Messenger RNA from Molossus molossus (Pallas's mastiff bat), 3378 nucleotides. RefSeq names its product caveolae associated protein 1 (gene CAVIN1). The transcript has 2 exons. Lineage: Eukaryota; Metazoa; Chordata; Mammalia; Chiroptera; Molossidae. Gene Ontology annotation, biological process: transcription initiation at RNA polymerase I promoter; termination of RNA polymerase I transcription. The record is from RefSeq and is a predicted model, not a curated record. Gene Ontology annotation, cellular component: cytoplasm; caveola. Gene Ontology annotation, molecular function: rRNA primary transcript binding. The coding region runs from base 218 to 1612 and encodes 464 amino acids.
ACCUGUUUCCUUUCCAGCUAACAUUCCUCCGCCCUUGUCCCGCUCUUACAGCCUCCGCUGCCAGCGGAGGGCCUAGGCUCCCGCUCCAACUAUUCCAACCAUCCUGGGAAGGGUGGGGCGCUCGCCUCCUGGGUCCCCCUCGGUUGCUCCCCCACCCCCGCAAUCAUCGGUCUUCCCUUCUGCCCCGGUCCCUCCUUUUCUGGGAUGGGGCCAGCCAAUGGGCGACAAGACUCCGGGGUUUGGCUUGGUAGCCCGGGAGCUCAGAGAUCCCCCGCCCCACAGUUCUGGCCGCGGUCCCGGGGCGCACGGACGUGGCUCGAGUUUCCUCGGCUCUCGGAUCGCUCUCACUCUCCUCCCCUCCUCCCGCUCUUCCUCCUCUCCGGGUCUCCCGAUCCCGCUUCAGCUCCACCCGGCCGGCCCCGCACGGCUCCGGGUAGCCAUGGAGGACACCCAGCUCCAUAUCAUCGAGCAGCCGCUUGCCGGGUAUCCUGAUACCGAGGACCCGGGGUCCUCCCUCAUGCGGUCGGCGGCGGCGGCGGAGGAGCCGUCAGGUGCCGGCUCCGAGGAGCUGAUCAAGUCGGACCAGGUGAAUGGCGUGUUGGUACUGAGCCUUCUGGACAAAAUCAUCGGCGCCGUCGACCAGAUCCAGCUGACCCAAGCCCAGCUGGAGGAGCGGCAGGCGGAGAUGGAAGGCGCCGUGCAGAGCAUCCAGGGCGAGUUGAGCAAGCUGGGCAAGGCGCACGCUACCACCAGUAACACCGUGAGCAAGUUGCUGGAGAAGGUGCGCAAGGUCAGCGUCAACGUGAAGACCGUGCGCGGUAGCCUGGAGCGCCAGGCCGGCCAGAUCAAGAAGCUGGAGGUCAACGAGGCCGAGCUGCUGCGGCGCCGCAACUUUAAAGUUAUGAUCUACCAGGAUGAAGUGAAACUACCAGCCAAACUGAGCAUCAGCAAAUCGCUGAAAGAGUCGGAGUCGCUGCCAGAGAAGGAGGGCGAUGAGCUGGGCGAGGGUGAGAGACCCGAGGACAACGCGGCCCUUGAGCUGUCCUCCGAUGAGGCGGUGGAAGUGGAGGAGGUCAUCGAGGAGUCGCGCGCUGAGCGCAUCAAGCGCAGCGGCAUGCGCCGCGUGGACGACUUUAAGAAGGCCUUCUCCAAGGAGAAGAUGGAGAAGACCAAGGUGCGCACCCGCGAGAACCUGGAGAAGACCCGCAUCAAGACCAAGGAGAACCUGGAGAAGACGCGGCACACGCUGGAGAAGCGCAUGAACAAGCUGGGCACGCGCCUGGUUCCCACUGAGCGUCGGGAGAAGCUCAAGACCUCACGAGACAAGCUGCGCAAGUCCUUCACUCCCGACCACGUGGUCUACGCGCGCUCCAAGACGGCUGUCUACAAGGUGCCGCCCUUCACCUUCCAUGUCAAGAAGAUCCGCGAGGGCGAGGUGGAGGUGGUGAAGGCCACCGAGAUGGUGGAGGUGGGUGCCGACGACGAGGAGGGUGGUGCGGAGCGUGGCGAGGCCCUCGACUUGCUGCGUGGGAGCAGCCCCGAUGUGCACACGCUGCUGGAGAUCACCGAGGAGUCAGACGCUGUGCUGGUGGACAAGAGCGACAGUGACUGAGUGGGAAGCUUGGGGCUCUACCCGGGAGGCCUUGCCGCCCCACCUCUUCCUGCGCCCACCCUGAUUUCUUUUCCUACUGAACUUUCUCUUUCGCAUUCUUUCUCUGACCCCAACCGGGUUGACAUAUUUCUAAAUUGAGAACACCUUCCCCUUAAGGAGCACCCCUCCAAGUCUUACAGCUGUUAAGACAGGAGAGGGGGAGGCAGCCUCCACAAAGAACAGCCCCAAUUUGGGCAUAGUCUGGGUGGAAAUGGAAAGGGGAGUGAUCCAUGUUCUGGUUGUGCAAGUUGGGGAUCCUAAGGGGAAAUGCUAUCAUUUCCAUAGUCGCCCCCGCCCCCCUCGGGGCAGGCGGCCUUCCCCCUCACCUCCCCCGCACACACCCAGCUGCUGUCAUUCCUGCUCACUGAGCUCUUCUUUCUUAUCCUGAUCCCUGGAGGCUGCAAAGCCAAAAUUAAUGUACUAGAAAAGAGUGAAUCCUGAAGAAGACCUUUGCCCACGUGGGAGGCCCCAUACUGGAAGGACUUGAAAGCAGCUUUUGGGGGAUGGUGGGCUGUGAAGGAGAGAGGGCAGAGUGAGCCAUGAACCUGGAUGAGGGUCUAGCACAGGCUGUAUCUACAAAGGGUCCCCAUAAGGAAGGCUAGAGCCAAGCAGAGCCCUGAGGAGCAGGGGAGGAGGUGGGCUUAAAUGCAUACUUAAAUGUUUAAGCAUUUGCACACAGGAACACAUGGCUAUUGCUUUGGGAAGGAGAACAGGAAAUAGUAGAAGGUGGAAAUGGGUGAAGGGAGGAGCAUUUGCCUCAUUAGCAGCAUGAAAAACACAGGAUAAGAAUCCUAUCUUACUGAGGUUCUCAGAAGACUGCAGGACCACUUUCAGUUAAGGAGGGAUGAUGAGAAAGCGAUGAUCCAAAGAGAAAAGAGAAGUAAGCCUCACCCCAUCCCUCAUCUGGGGUCUGGGUGGUGCCCCAGGGGCAGUCCAUUUCUCACAGCCCUGAAAAUUAGGGUCCCAGAAAGGGUCAGCACCAGGCUGUGGAGAGAUGGGAGUUAUGAGGGAGGUGGACAAGAAAAAGAGCAGGGUGCCAAUGGCCAGGUCAUGAAGCUAAGAGCUGGAAGGAAGUGCGGAGAGUAUAACUGUACGGAGGAACUCAGUCUUGCCUUACUCUUGGCAGAUUCUUCUCAACAGCCUCCCCUAGAACGAGAGUAUAAGAGCUGCAGAACUUGCCAAAAUCUCCUUGCCCUUGUGGGUUACUCCCCUGAAUCUUUGGGGGUGAGAGGGCUGCUGCUUCCAGGUUCUCCUCAGGUUACUUAACUCCUGCUGUUCCUCCCCAGUAAAGGAGGUUGUCAGAAGCGAGGACAAUUUCCCUCCCCUGCAAGUCACUUGUGGCAUGGCUCACAAGGUCCCUUAAGAAGAGGCUGAAGGAUUCCUCUUUCUCUCCCAUCUCCUCUGCCUUAUCUUCCCUGCUCUGCUUUUUAGAAUUGCAGCUAAUUGCUUUAAGGGGUCGAGGGAGGGAGGGAGCCUGGGGACACAAAUAUUUUUUACAAUACAAAGCUUUGCUCCCCCUCACUCUUUUCUUGGUUCCCUUCUCUUUUGUGAACGCUUGAAGACAGGUCAGCUGAGGGAGGAUGGAGAUUGGGACAAGGUCCCUUGGUGCUGAUGGGCUGAAGGGGCCUGAGUUGUGGGCAGACGCAGUUUCCUGCUGGCUCUAUUGAGUCUCUCAUGUUGCUGUGUCCUGGUGAGCAGCCCGACCAAUAAACCAGCUUUUCUAAAAG